This is a messenger RNA of Verticillium nonalfalfae, 378 nucleotides long. RefSeq lists its product as uncharacterized. The record is from RefSeq and is a predicted model, not a curated record. Gene Ontology annotation, cellular component: cytosol. Bases 1 to 378 code for a protein of 125 amino acids. The transcript has 2 exons. NCBI's taxonomy places the organism in Eukaryota, Fungi, Ascomycota, Sordariomycetes, Glomerellales, Plectosphaerellaceae.
AUGUCUCUCGCCAACGCCAAGUUCCCCUCCUCGGCCGCCUUUGACGCCAUCAACUCGGCCCUCAGCAGCGAGGCCGACCGCAAGGACGCCAUCAAGCAGGGCAACGCCGUCUUCGCCUUCACCCUCAAGAACUCGGCCGGCGAGACGGACAGCUGGCACAUUGACCUCAAGGAGACGGGCACCGUGCAAAAGGGCCUGCCUUCCAAGCCCACCGUCACGCUGUCCCUGUCCGACACCGACUUUGCCUCGCUCGUCGCCGGCAAGGCCAAUGCCCAGAAGCUCUUCAUGUCCGGCAAGCUCAAGAUCAAGGGCGACGUCAUGAAGGCCACCAAGAUGGAGCCCAUCCUCAAGAAGGCCCAGACCAAGUCCAAGCUGUAA